This is a messenger RNA of Malassezia japonica, 1140 nucleotides long. RefSeq lists its product as uncharacterized. NCBI's taxonomy places the organism in Eukaryota, Fungi, Basidiomycota, Malasseziomycetes, Malasseziales, Malasseziaceae. The record is from RefSeq and is a predicted model, not a curated record. Bases 1 to 1140 code for a protein of 379 amino acids. Gene Ontology annotation, molecular function: protein binding. The transcript has a single exon.
AUGAGCGGUGCCGAGGAGGCGGCGCCGGCGGGGGUGCGCAACUUGCGUGCCAUGUUUGAAGGCAAUGCUGGCGGAAGCACGCCGCAGCCCAUCAAAAAGCCAGAUGGAAUUCGCACGAAAGCGGGUGGGGCAGUGCCCAAGGCCGACAUGGGAGGCGAGCGUGCCGAAGCGUCCAAGGCACCCACCGCCCUGGAAGCCUCCCCAGAGGCCAAGGAACCGAAAGCGGCCAAAGAAGCCGACGCACCUACUCCAAGAGAUUCAGAAGAGGCAGCGCCCGACUUUGCGGCGCUGCGCCGCUCGUUUAGCAAGAGCAGUGUUUCCGAGGACAGCAAGCGUGCAGCAGAAAAGGACGUGGCCCCACGACCGAGCCGGGGCGCCAAGGAAAAGCCGGCCCUGCGCCCCAAGCCCACCGUUGUCUCGCGCACCUCGAGCGAGACAAAAGACGAGGCAAGAGAAAAAGAGGCGGCAGACGCGGCCGAGCCCGAGCCCGCCGAGGACGAGGCGCGUGACGCGCCGUCUUCCCCCAGUGCCUCCCCGCCUGCGAAUACCGAAAGUGCGAAGCCCGCGCGGCGCGCGCCUCCCCCCGUCGCAGCCAAACCAAAACGGGCCGACUCGGACACUUUUCGCAAGCACGCGGAUGAGCCGCCGACACUCCCAACGCGCCCCCGAAAAGAGAGCACGGACAAGGAGCCUCCCCCCCGCCCCACAUCCAAGCCGGUGCGCAUUGCCCAAGUGACCGACUCGCCUGCGCUCAGCACCGACGACGAGCCGCUGCCGUCGACGCCGCCGGACGCCCGCCGCACCGCCCCUGUCGUGCCGAGCGGCCGGCGCUCGGCCCCUGCGCCUCCCGAGUCAAAGAGCACGCCAGCGCGCUAUACGAGGUGCUUCCAAGCUAUCUGUGACUCUACGCUGGAUCCCCCCCUGGCUCGUCCUGCGUCCGUGCGCAGUGUGUGGGCGAAAAGCAAGCUCCCAAGCACGGACCUCGCCGAGAUUUGGACGGCAGUCGCCGGAUCCGACACGUCCGCACGCGGCCUGACCUGUGCCCAGUUCGCCUCUGCGCUCGGCAUGAUUGAUGCCAAGCUGCGUGUCGCGCGCCCCGCCGCGCCCGCGCCCCCCCAACUCCCGCAGCGCCCUCGCUAG